UUUCUAUCUUUUACAAACAAAAAACUGAUUGCGUGCAGCGACAAAGGAAUACUCGAUCACGCUUGCAGUAAAGUGCUCGCAGGAGGUCAAGGGGUCAUAUGUGAGUCUUCUCAACGAAUGUUGUGCCUGAAACUUUUAUGAAAUAUAACCCGGAAAGAGGAAAGAUUUGCUCUGUUCAAGGCAAGGGAAAACCAUCUUUGUGCGUAAGAUGGCAAAAAUAACGACUUUUCUAGUAUGGCUUUGCAUUGUCAUGUUAUUUUCUGAAACUUGUUACGCAUUUUGGAGUAGACGUCGCCGACGUCGCAGGCCGCCUCCACCUCCACCUUGUGUUCCCCGCAAUUGCGUAGUUAGCCAUUGGUCAAAUUAUGGCAGUUGUUCUUAUCCUUGUGGUACAGGUGGUGUGCAAUGGAAAACGCGCUAUGUUAAAAAAGCUCAGAGCUGUGGCGGACAAUGUCCGUAUCAUUUGAGAGAGUCAAAAGCGUGUAACGUAGGGCUUUGCGCAAAUCAUGGCCGACCCCACAGUACAGGUUGCAGUUGUAGAGCGGGAUAUACUGGAAAGUGUUGCCACAAUGGUAAGUACCUUACGAUCUUAGCGCAGCAUUCAGAAUGACCGGCUCAUUUUUCCUCGUGGCCAUGCAGAGAAGCAAAACAUAAUGAGAAAUUCCUGAUUAUGACCGUGAUGUAGUUGUGAAAUAGUUAAAUUGAUCUCUUCCUUUGAAUUUGACCCAAGUUAAAAUCCAAAAGGCACCGCCUUAAUUUGGCUCUUUCUCUCGCUGCAAUUUAUUGACUGAGGUUAAAACCGCUAAGAGCCAUCACUAAUUUCAAAUUCAUCAAGACGUGGGAGAGAAAGAGUGCCUGCUGAUUCUCUCACCAAAGAACUUAAAAUGUUGGUCCAACUUAACUGAGUUAUCUGCUCUUUUUUCCUCAUAACUUACCAUAGCAUGGAUCUGAGAACCGUCAGUUGCCGUAGACUUGGAUCCUCGUGCAGUAUGAACUGCCAGCUCGUAGGAAUAGGUGCAUUUGGAAUGUUGGUCAAAUGAUAGUCUCUUUUCUUGAAUUUUGUCUGAUGCUGCAGCGUUUUCGUGAAAAGCUACGGCAGAAACUAUAACUAACAGUACAGUCCAGCAGUGCCAAUCCAUGACGACUGCUUCCUUAUGAACUGCUAUUUAGCGGCUCGAGUCACCUUUGAUGUUUCUUAUACUCUGUUACUAUGGCCAAACUUAAAGCAUCCGGAAUUGAUUAUCGAAUUAUACUAUGCUGUUACGAUGUCAUGAGGUCAAUUUUUUUGUUCGGAAUUUGUCGGAAUAAAGAACUACUUAGGAAAAAAAUUGGUUUAUAGAAUUAUUGCGGAAAUAGAGUCAUUUUUUUUAGAAGAUUACUCUGAAAAGUAAUAAAUUUAUUUUUAAUUCUUUCGGAAACUGGUUUUCUUAUCGUGGGCGCAGUGUUUAGAAAUGUAUUCAGUUCAUUCAAGCUUCUGUCAAUGUCGAUACCACUAAGAUAUAUCCUGAAUGUAGGAAGGGAUUUUUUUUUUAGCGGGAAAUAAUUUAAAACAACAAACAAAAGCUUUGAGAUCAAAUUAAACUUGCAUAUUCAUGUACCCUUAAAUAACAUACGUCAAUUUGUCUGAAAGGACGUUAUCUCUCGCGGAUUGAAUUUACUCCAAAUGUGCAGUUACAAUGUCAUGGGUCACUCGGUAAACACGUUUCAUAUUAUUUAAAAUUGAAUAACAACAUGCUUUUCUAAAUUUCUCUUACGAGAAAAGCAGUCGACCUCAUCUUGUUAAGUACUGUUUGUAUGAUUUCAGUUUUGUUGCUGUCUGUGUGAAAAUUAACUCUGACUUAUCCGACAUCAUUCAAAUAUUAGGAAAUGUUGAUACCAGAAUAAUGCCUCCCUCUUCUCUCUUGAAAGGACAAUUUUAUUUUAGCUCAGGAUAACUCUAACCAUCAUGAAAUAUUUUUAAUUGAGGUCAUAAGGUGCUGUUACAGCGAUUUUUAAGAGCAACUGAAACGUUACUGUACAACAAAAUGCAAAUUUUUCGGUGUUUUUUUGUUAUGUUUUGUUUGUUUUCUUUUUUCCAACGUAGUCUCGAUUUAACCACGAAACAAUUAUUAUUUGGUAAUCGCUCUUAAUCUUUUUAAAAACAAAUUAGAGACCCAGCACUUGCGGUACCUAAGAAAUAAAAAGUGCUUCCUUGUAUCUGUUUUCAGCUGUUGAUGCGAUGUCAUAGGUCACAGUUCUCGGCUUUAACAUGAAAAAGGUGCGACUUCCCUUUACAAAUUGCCUUAGAAUAUACGCCGCCUUGCAUGCUCUGUCUUCAUUUUGAGACUCUGUUGCUUGGAGAGUAUUAAAGCUACCUUUCUUGCAUACAAUGGUAAAAGUAUCGACAAUGUUUGUGUGGCUCUGUAUCGCCAUGCUUUUCAUUGAAUCCUGUCACUCAUGGUGGGAUAGGCGACGUCGUAGACGGAGUCCGCCGCCGCCGCCUUGCGCCGAUUGUAGAGUUAGCGGUUGGUCCAGCUGGGGUGGUUGUUCUUAUCCUUGUGGGAAUGGUGGUGUACAGUGGAGAUCGCGCCAUGUAACCAUCUCUCAGAAUCACUGCGGUUCAUGCUCAUAUCAUAUGCGAGAAUCAAAGCGGUGCAAUAUAGGGCUGUGUGCAAAUUAUGGCCGACCGCACAGUUCGGGCUGUUAUUGCAGAUUAGGAUAUACUGGAACGUGCUGCAGGGCUGGUGAG
Molecule: messenger RNA, 2728 nt
Organism: Pocillopora meandrina
Lineage: Eukaryota; Metazoa; Cnidaria; Anthozoa; Scleractinia; Pocilloporidae
Source: the annotation of a GenBank genome assembly